AUGAGCAAGGACCAGCUGCUCUUUGCUGAGCGCCUGCCAUGGGUGGAGAGGAACCUGCUCUACGAGGAUGUGCACCAGGACGGAGGGCCCAGGGAGGCGGAGGACCUAGGCUGGAGCUCCAGUGAGUUCGAGAGCUACAGUGAGGACUCGGGGGAGGAGAUCAAGCCAGAGGCAGAGCCUGCCAAGCACCGAGUGUCCUUCCAGCCCAAGCUUUCUCCAGACCUGACUAGGCUAAAGGAGAGAUGCGCCAGGACUAAGAGAGACAUCUUGGCUUUAAGAGCUGGGGGGAGAGACAUGCAGGCGCUGAAGCACAAGUACGACUGUAAGAUGACCCAGCUCAUGAGGGCUGCCAAGAGCGGGACUAAGGACGGGCUGGAGAAGACGAGGAUCGCCGUCAUGCGCAAAGUGUCCUUUCUGCACAGGAAAGAUGUUCUCGGUGACUCGGAGGAGGAGGACAUGGGGCUCUUGGAGGUCAGCGUUACGGACAUCAAGCCCCCGGCCCCGGAGCUGGGCCCCAUGCCGGAUGGUCUGAGCCCUCAGCAGGUGCUCCGGAGGCACAUCCUGGGCUCCAUCGUGCAGAGCGAAGGCAGCUACGUGGAGUCUUUGAAGCGGGUACUCCAGGAUUACCGCAACCCCCUGAUGGAGAUGGAGCCCAAGGUGCUGAGCGCCCGCAAGUGCCAGGCGGUGUUCUUCCGUGUGAAGGAGAUCCUGCACUGCCACUCCAUGUUCCAGAUAGCCCUGUCCUCCCGCGUGGCUGAGUGGGAUGCGACCGAGAAGAUCGGGGACCUCUUCGUGGCUUCGUUCUCCAAGUCCAUGGUGCUAGACGUGUACAGCGACUAUGUGAACAACUUCACCAAUGCCAUGUCCAUCAUCAAGAAGGCCUGUCUCACCAAGCCCGCCUUCCUCGAGUUCCUCAAGCGGCGGCAGGUGUGCAGCCCGGACCGCGUCACGCUCUACGGGCUGAUGGUGAAGCCCAUCCAGAGGUUCCCACAGUUCAUCCUCCUGCUUCAGGAUAUGCUGAAGAACACCCCCAGGGGCCACCCGGACAGGCUGUCCCUGCAGCUCGCCCUCACGGAGCUCGAGACACUGGCCGAGAAGCUCAAUGAGCAGAAGCGGCUGGCCGACCAGGUGGCCGAGAUCCAGCAGCUGACCAAGAGCGUCAGCGACCGUAGCAGCCUCAACAAGCUCUUGACCUCGGGUCAGCGGCAGCUGCUCCUGUGUGAGACACUGACAGAGACUGUGUACGGUGACCGCGGGCAGCUGAUCAAGUCCAAGGAGCGCAGGGUCUUCCUGCUCAAUGACAUGCUGGUCUGCGCCAACAUCAAUUUCAAGCCUGCCAACCACAGGGGCCAGCUGGAGAUCAGCAGCCUGGUGCCCCUCGGGCCCAAGUACGUGGUGAAGUGGAACACGGCGCUGCCCCAGGUGCAGGUGGUGGAGGUGGGCCAGGAGAGCGGCUCCUACGACAAGGACAACGUGCUCAUCCAGCAUGCUGGCGCCAAGAAGGCUUCCGCCGUGGGCCAGGCCCAGAAUAAGGUGUAUUUCGGCCCCCCGCGCCUCUUCCAGGAGCUGCAGGACCUGCAGAAAGAUCUGGCUGUGGUCGAGCAGAUAACCUUCCUCAUCAGCACGCUGCACGGCACCUACCAGAACCUAAACAUGACUGUGGCUCAAGACUGGUGCCUGGCCCUGCAGAGGCUAAUGCGGGUAAAAGAGGAGGAGAUCCACUCGGCCAACAAGUGUCGUCUCAGGCUCCUGCUUCCUGGAAAACCUGACAAGUCCGGCCGCCCCAUCAGCUUCAUGGUGGUCUUCAUCACUCCCAACCCCCUGAGCAAGAUCUCCUGGGUCAACCGGUUGCACUUGGCCAAGAUCGGACUCCGCGACCAGGAGAGCUGCAGAGGGAGGAGAGAGGAUUUUAAGCGGAGACAGCCCCAGCCUUGGCAGCCAACCGCGGGAAUUCUAGCCCCAGGGAAGGCUGACGUGGCUCCGGGCCGGCCCCCGGAGCAGUCCAGUCUUGGGCACGCCUGAGCUGAUUGUACGCCUGCUCUAAAA
Messenger RNA from Leptonychotes weddellii (Weddell seal), 2046 nucleotides. Lineage: Eukaryota; Metazoa; Chordata; Mammalia; Carnivora; Phocidae. The record is from RefSeq and is a predicted model, not a curated record.